AUGGUUCCUCCUCCAGCUGAAAUCCGUAGAAAAUUAGUUAUCGUUGGUGAUGGUGCUUGUGGUAAAACUUGUUUGUUGAUUGUGUUUUCCAAAGGUACAUUCCCAGAAGUUUACGUCCCAACUGUUUUCGAAAACUACGUGGCUGACGUCGAAGUUGAUGGCAGAAAGGUUGAAUUGGCCUUGUGGGAUACUGCCGGUCAAGAAGAUUACGAUAGAUUGAGACCUUUGUCCUACCCAGACUCCAAUGUUAUUUUAAUAUGUUUCUCCAUCGACUCGCCUGACUCGUUGGAUAACGUAUUAGAAAAGUGGAUCUCGGAAGUGUUACAUUUCUGUCAAGGUGUUCCAAUCAUCUUGGUUGGUUGUAAGUCUGAUUUAAGAAACGACCAAAACACUAUCCAUCAAUUAAGUCAACAACAACAACAACCUGUCUCUACCUCCGAAGGUCAAGCGGUCGCCCAAAAGAUUGGUACUAGUUACUAUUUGGAAUGUUCCGCCAGAACUGGAGAAGGUGUCAGAGAAGUGUUCGAAGCUGCUACCAGAGCCUCGUUGAAGACUAAGGAAAAGAAGGAAAAGAAGAAGAAGUGUGUUGUGUUAUAA
Debaryomyces hansenii CBS767 is the source of this 597-nucleotide messenger RNA. It is a transcript of the gene RHO1, whose product is annotated as Rho family GTPase. The record is from RefSeq and is a predicted model, not a curated record. The coding region runs from base 1 to 597 and encodes 198 amino acids. Gene Ontology annotation, molecular function: GTPase activity; GTP binding. Gene Ontology annotation, biological process: small GTPase-mediated signal transduction. The transcript has a single exon. Lineage: Eukaryota; Fungi; Ascomycota; Pichiomycetes; Serinales; Debaryomycetaceae.